AUGUCGGACGGCGCCCUGAAGCCCGAGAAGGACUUCUCGAAGGAGACGGACAAGCAGAUCCCAGAGGCUGAGAAGCUCGCGGAGAGUGACAUCUCGGCCGCCAUUGAGAAGCUGAGUGUCCUAGAGAAGCAGACCCGCCAGUCCUCAGAUCUUGCGUCGACAUCUCGUAUACUCAUCGCCAUUGUGAACAUCGCCAAGAAUGCUGGUGACUGGAGCUUGAUGAACGAGCAGGUCUUGAUUCUGUCCAAGAAGCAUGGCCAGCUCAAGCAAGCUAUUACGAAGAUGGUCCAGGCCGUGAUGAGCUUCCUCGACUCUACCCCCAACCUCGAAACUAAGCUUUCUGUUAUUGAGACACUGCGGACAGUAACCGAAGGCAAGAUCUUUGUCGAAGUCGAGCGCGCGCGCAUCACCAAGACCCUGUCCGACAUCAAGAAGGAGCAGGGUGACCUGAAGGCGGCAACGGACAUUCUGUGCGAGCUGCAGGUGGAGACUUUCGGCUCCAUGGACCGCCGGGAGAAGACUGAGUUUAUUCUCGCACAAGUCGCUCUUUGUAUCGAGGUUGGAGACUGGACUCAAGCCAGCAUCCUUAGCCGCAAGAUCAGCACUCGCUACCUGUCACGAAAGCCGAAGAAGACCCCCGAGCAACUGGAGAAGGAGAAGAAGGAGCGCGAGAAGAAGAAGGCGAGAGGCGAGGAGGUUCCCGAGGAGAAGGAGGACGACACAACCGACCUGAAGCUUCGGUACUACGAGCAGCAGAUCAUCCUUGCGAAGCACGAUGACAAGUACCUCGACGUGUGCAAGCACUACCGCCAGGUGCUCGACACCGAGGCGGUCGAAGAAGACCCCAAGAAGCUUCACCCCGUCCUGCAACGCAUCAUCUACUUCGUCAUCCUUGCCCCGCACGACAACGAACAGCACGAUUUGCUCCACAGAAUCCAGAAGGAUUCCAGAAUCAGCCAAGUCUCUCAAGAGGCCGAUCUCCUCAAGCUCUUCACCGUCCACGAGCUCAUGCGCUGGCCCGAGGUUUCCAAGACUUUUGGCCCUCACCUCUGUGAGACCGAUGUGUUUGAUGCGCAGCCCGGCCAGUCCGAUGACGAGAAGGCCCAUCAACGCUGGCUGGAUCUCCGUAAGAGAGUCAUCGAGCACAACGUUCGGGUGGUCGCCAAGUACUAUACUCGCAUCCAGACCCAGCGCCUCACCCAGCUCCUGGAUCUCACCGAGGACGAGACAGAGAAGUACAUCAGCGAACUGGUCACGUCAAAGACGAUCUAUGCCAAGAUCGACCGUCCCGCGCGUAUCGUGAGCUUCGCGAAGCCUAGAGACGCGGAUGACAUCCUGAACGAGUGGAGCUCCAACAUGAAGAGCUUGUUGGGCCACCUGGAGCGGAUCGAUCAUCUCAUCACCAAGGAGGAGAUGAUGGCCAGCAUCCAGCCGGGAGCCUCAAAGUCCGGCAAGGGAAAGGCGACAAAGGCGCAUUAA
This is a messenger RNA of Colletotrichum graminicola M1.001, 1479 nucleotides long. RefSeq names its product PCI domain-containing protein. Bases 1 to 1479 code for a protein of 492 amino acids. The transcript is spliced from 4 exons. The record is from RefSeq and is a predicted model, not a curated record. Gene Ontology annotation, cellular component: nuclear proteasome complex; cytoplasm; proteasome regulatory particle, lid subcomplex. Lineage: Eukaryota; Fungi; Ascomycota; Sordariomycetes; Glomerellales; Glomerellaceae.